AUGGAUAACGGAACGCGGAUUCAUGAGGAUGUUGAAGUAUUCCUUCGUGCCGCACGGGCAAAGGAUACUCUCAAAUGUGCCCAGCUUUUAAAGGAAAAGCCCACUCUGAUCAACUCCGUAGAGGCAGGUGGAUUUUCGGCCCUUCACUUCGCCGCAUUUAAUGGUGAUCUCGACAUGAUUUGUAUGCUGCUUGAGUUUAAGCCAGACUUGGAACUUAAGAACUAUGAUAACAAUACUCCGUUGAUCAUGGCUGCGAAAGGUCAUCAGAAUGCUGCUAUCAAGCUAUUGGUGGAAGCGGGCGCUGACGUAAACCUCAGAACGCCUACAGGUGGCACCGCUGCCCACUUUGCGGCAUCGAUGGGUUAUGUGGACACUGUACGCUGCUUGGUGGAACUUGGUGCCGAUGUUAUGCAUGACAAUUGUCAAACAGGCACACUACUCCAUUGGGCUGCCCACUCUGGAAAUAUUGACUGCAUUGGAGAAAUGAUUUAUGGACUCAAGGUUCCAAUUGAUGUCAAGGACGCCCAUGGUGGAACAGCUCUUUUUACAGCGUUAUUCAUGAAGAAGGUUGAGGCGGUGGAGUUCCUCCUGGAACAUGGAGCAGAUGCGCAGGUAACGAUUGAGGAGGAUCAAUCAACGCCACUUCAUAUCGCUGUGGAACAUGCGAAUACUGAAUGCGUGAAGCUUCUUUUGGCUUUUGGCGCCAAUCCCCAGGCUGCGAAUAAAAGUGGCGAGACCCCGGUCGCCUUGGCUGAGAAGGCGAAGAAUGAUAGCGCUCUCAAGGAGCUGCUGAAACCUAUGCUCGGUGCGGAAAGGCGGAAGGAAGAGGCUGCACGCUUCAAGGCUCAGGGAAAUAAGGUAUUUGAAGCAGGCGAGAACGUCAAGGCGGCCAAGUUUUACACCCUGGCGAUUCACAUGGAUAAUAAUAAUGCUGUUUUCUUCAGCAACCGGGCGGCGGCCUAUUUUAACCAGCGUUACUACAAUGGGGCAUACUGGGAUUCUCUUCGCUGCAUCUCCUUGUCUGCUGACUGGCCAAAGGGAUACUUCCGCAAGGCGGCCACGGAACUCGCUAUGAAGAAGUUUGAUGAGGCUCUGCAAACAUGCGAGCAGGGUCUGCGCCUGGAUUCUAAAAACAAAGAUCUGUUAACAACAAAGGAGGAGGCCCGCCGACAGAGAAACAAAUGA
Trypanosoma rangeli is the source of this 1185-nucleotide messenger RNA. RefSeq names its product putative ankyrin repeat family protein. The transcript has a single exon. The record is from RefSeq and is a predicted model, not a curated record. NCBI's taxonomy places the organism in Eukaryota, Euglenozoa, Kinetoplastea, Trypanosomatida, Trypanosomatidae. Bases 1 to 1185 code for a protein of 394 amino acids. Gene Ontology annotation, molecular function: protein binding.